Messenger RNA from Aureobasidium pullulans EXF-150, 944 nucleotides. RefSeq lists its product as uncharacterized. The transcript has a single exon. Lineage: Eukaryota; Fungi; Ascomycota; Dothideomycetes; Dothideales; Saccotheciaceae. The record is from RefSeq and is a predicted model, not a curated record. The coding region runs from base 219 to 809 and encodes 196 amino acids.
UCAGAAGGUCGACCGUCGAUUUUGGCACUGGUGUCGCCGAGGUACAUUCUUCCCACUCCGGCGAUCGUGACGACGGCCAAAGCACAACCCAGAAGGACUAGGAUGAUGAUUAACCAAGGUUGUAGUUGACCCAUAGUUUGUGAUAGAACGUGUUGAUGGUCGGCGGAGAAAUGCUAUUGUUCUGGACUUGGGAAGUGAAAAUACGCUCGGCAUGACAGAUGGGCAGUCGCAGCUGUUUAAGAGAUGCAGCCUCUUCCUGGAUACCAAGACCUCUUUCCCAUCCUUCCUUCCUUCCAUCAUGCACCUCGUUUGCAAAUACGAGCCGCUUUCAUCUCAGCUAUCGCAGAAACUCCAGAUAUACAUGCACCAAGCAUCAGGCAACAUGUGAUGCGCAGUCAAAACCAAGCCCCGUUUGUGCUGUACACACUAUCUUCUUACCCCUUUGCUGGGCAUUCCAUAUGCGAUCUUUCUCGCUAUUGGUGGGAUUUAUCGAAACAGCCAAUGGGAUUGCAUGCCCUCCCCCAAGAGAGAGAAUUCUUUCCACGGAUAACUGUUUCAAAACAUUCGCGCACCUGCAUGAUGGCGCUGCUGUUUUGGAGCACUUGGCAGGCACGAAACGUCCUGCUUUUUUGCUCCCUGGAAGACCGCCCACGCGCGUCCGCUUGGCUUGGCGGAAGUUGUUUACGGCCAACAUUCCUACGUCCCUUGUUAUAUUGAUUAGGGAGAUAAACGUCUACUCGUGGGAUUUCCGGGGGCUGUGCAAAAGAAGGGAAGGAACGAACGCAGCUAUUUUCGUACGUAGCCCUUGAUACGGACGUAGAAAACAAACACAAGUCGGGUAAAACAAGAUUGAAGUGAUGAACAUUGUCCUGUUUAAUCGGGUGACCGGUCUUGGUAUGCAAGAAGUGGUUGUUAUUGUCGUUUUCGUCCUCGUAUGUGAGCGC